Drosophila gunungcola (fruit fly) is the source of this 2798-nucleotide messenger RNA. It is a transcript of the gene RluA-2, whose product is annotated as pseudouridylate synthase RPUSD2. Gene Ontology annotation, biological process: pseudouridine synthesis. The coding region runs from base 309 to 1901 and encodes 530 amino acids. The transcript has 9 exons. The record is from RefSeq and is a predicted model, not a curated record. Gene Ontology annotation, molecular function: pseudouridine synthase activity; RNA binding. NCBI's taxonomy places the organism in Eukaryota, Metazoa, Arthropoda, Insecta, Diptera, Drosophilidae.
GAGUCACUGGUUCAUGUUUAUCGAUAGGCAAUGUUUUGGUCUUGUUUGUUUUGUGGCAUAAAAACGUAUUUUUCAUGCGGAUUUUAAGACAAUUUAAAAGCAUUCUAAGAUUGGCAAGUGUUGCACUACAUAAGUUAAUGGAUAGUUAAAUCGUCCAAGUGAAAGAGCGAGUUAGAGUGCAUUUGUGAUUGUUGUUACAGUGGGCGCACGUGUUGAUUAACUUGUUGUUGUUACACUUUUAGCGGUGCGUGGACAUACUAAAUCGGCGGCGAGUCAACGACUGUAAACAAUUCUCGUGGCUGUCGAAAAUGCAAAGCCCCAAAAGCGUGCGUAACGCGCAGACCCAACAUGGUGAUGUCUCAUCGGUGGACGUGGAGAAUAUAUUUUUGCACCGGUCCAUGCUGUUCACACAUCCGAUACUAGGAGCCAAUCAAGAUCAGUCUCCCGAAUGUGUUUGGUUUCCAGACGACACAGCCACUGAUCAAACAGCAAACACAGAAUCUCCCCAGAUUUUUGUAUCGAAGGACGAACUCGAGCUUGUAAAUUUGCCAGAAAAACGAAAGGCUGACACUUCAGAUGGCGAUAGCAAUGUGAAAAAAGCAAAGUUGGAUGCCAAUGGGCUUAGAACCAAGAGACCCGGUUUCAGUGACGAGAGAUACGAUGAGACGUCGUAUUAUUUUGAAAAUGGACUUAGAAAGGUGUAUCCCUAUUUUUUCACAUUCACGACGUUCGCCAAAGGUCGUUGGGUUGACGACAAAAUUCUGGAUGUAUUCGUCCGUGAAUUUCGUGCCGCUCCGCCCGAAGAAUAUGAGCGCAGUCUGGAGGCCGGAAAGUUGACGGUCAAUUACGAAAAGGUUCCCAAGGACUAUAAGAUCAAGCACAAUGAUCUGCUGGCCAAUGUCGUCCAUAGACACGAAGUCCCUGUUACUUCACAGCCCAUCAAGGUAGUAUACAUGGACAAGGACAUUGUGGUUGUAAACAAGCCGGCGUCCAUACCAGUACACCCUUGUGGACGGUACAGGCAUAAUACUGUGGUUUUCAUCCUGGCCAAGGAGCACAAUCUGAAGAACCUGCGCACAAUACACAGGUUGGAUCGGCUGACAUCUGGUCUGCUUUUGUUCGGACGCACUGCCGAAAAAGCCCGGGAAUUGGAGCUGCAAAUUCGAACUAGACAAGUGCAGAAGGAGUAUGUGUGCCGGGUGGAGGGACGCUUUCCAGAUGGAAUCGUUGAAUGCCAUGAGAAAAUCGACGUGGUGAGCUACAAAAUCGGUGUUUGUAAGGUUUCGCCGAAGGGCAAGGAAUGUAAAACCACGUUUCAACGAAUUGGUGAAAUAGGUGAUGAUAGCAUUGUUUUAUGCAAACCACUUACAGGACGAAUGCACCAAAUUAGGGUACAUUUACAAUUUUUGGGUUAUCCCAUAUCAAAUGAUCCUUUGUACAAUCACGAAGUUUUUGGUCCUCUAAAAGGAAGAGGAGGAGACAUCGGUGGAAUAAGCGAAGAACAGUUGAUCAAUAACCUAAUUAGCAUUCACAACGCCGAAAAUUGGUUAGGACUUGAAGGAGAACAGGUCGCGGAAGUUAAAGGCGAAGUAAAAAGUACUUUAGAAGUGGAAGUACCAGUCGACAUUAAAGCUAAGCCUGAGAUUUUACCACCAAAAAAUGGAUCAAUAAGUGAAGUUGCCACGCAAACUUGCUAUGAAGAACCGGACAGGUCCUUUGAUUCUAAAAAGGCAACUUCAGAUCCUCAUUGUUCUGAGUGUAAAAUCAACUACAGAGACCCCGGCCCAAAAGACCUGAUAAUGUACUUGCAUGCUUGGAAAUACAAGGGGGUCGAUUGGGAGUACGAAACAGAACUGCCCGACUGGGCCUGUCAAUCAACUAUUAACUACGAUCUGUUGUGAAUCAUUGUUUCCCCUUUUUAAGAAAUAAAGAACUUUCAAUUCAUAAAGGUUCUAGUCUUGUAUUGUACUUCAAAUUGAUAUCGUUGACUUAUUUGUCUAAAUUAAUGUGUUUUAAAAAUGUUUGUUCUGUGUAGCCUUUUGCUAACUUUACCAUUAACUCUUCAAAAUGAUCAGUUUCAAAAUAACUCAGUCUUAAAUAUUAAUCCAAAACUGCUUUAUCUUUGUUUUGGUCAUAAGGAUGUGCUUGUCGAGUAUUAUUUUUCUUUGUGCAAUACGUGUCCCAGGAUGACAAAUAUUUUGGAUUAUUUAAUGCGAGAACUUGAUUUCACGUACCUACCUACCAUUGUUUCGAUUGAUUGCAGAAAAUAUUCAAAACAUUGCUUGAAAAACCAAGUUGUGCAAUAUCCGAAAUGGAUUCUCAUUGACAAAAAUGGACUAAUCAAAUCUCUUCAUAACUCAAAAAGUCUCAAUGACUCGUUACGCAAAUAUAGCAUUUCAAAAAGCAAUUUAGCGUUAGCAAAUCAAAUGUCGAAUGGUGCGUUUAUGCAAACUAAGAAAGACGAAGGUUGCAAACCUGGAAAAGUCUUUAGACUAAACUCAAAAACCUUUUACUCCCAUAUCAACAAUGGAACCUUCUUUGUUAAAUUAUAUUCACCAAGUUGUAUUUCGUGUAUCGUCUUAUUUGCAAUUUGGAAGGAGCUCGCCUUGGAGUUAGUGAAUGAAACCAAAGUUUGCAUUGCCGAAUAUGAUUGUACAACUGGCAUGGAAAUUUGCAAUAAUUUGGAAAUCACUCGUGUCCCUUCGUUAAUUUGGUUUAAAAAUGGAGAAAGUGUUGAAAAGUACAAAGGAAACCGAGACAAUAAAGGGCUACGACAUUUUGUUUCCAAUAGGAUUGCG